AUGGCGGUCCAGCGGGUGCUCAUUUACCUUUUGCGCCGGGAUCUACGCCUGUCGGACAAUCCGAUUUUCCACGAAAUAGACAGGCUUUCCAAACAAUCACCCAAACCCUUCACACAUGUACUCCCAGUGUAUGUGUUUCCUGCUCAACAGGUUGAGGUCAGCGGAUUCUUGGUCGAUGUCGAUGCCACAUCACCGUUUCCUGAAGCCAGAUCUGAGGUUGGAAAGUUUUGGAGGUGCGGCCCACAUCGGGUCAAGUUCCUGGCAGAAUCGGUCUGGGAGAUGAAAGAAGAGCUCGAAAAGGUAGGCAGUGGUCUCCUGGUUCGUGUCGGACUGCUAGGCCAGGUUGCGCAGGACCUCCUCCAUCAGUUUGAGCAGAAGCAGGGCCAGGCGCAUGUGUCGGCAGUCUGGAUGACAAUGGAGGAGGGUGUGGAGGAGAAAAGAGAGGAACGAGAAGUACGGAGGGCAGCUGAAAGAGCCGGAGUGGAUUUCAAGUUGUGGCUGGACGAGAAAUACUUCGUCGAUGACCGGGAUCUGCCGUUCGAUAAACCUACGGACCUACCAGAUGUCUUCACGAGUUAUCGGAAAUCGGUAGAGCCACUCCGGGAAGCUCCAAGGAGCCCUCUUCCUACGCCUCCUUCUCUACUGCCGCUACCCUCGUUCAUCCCCGACCAGGCUCCUCCGUUUGCCAUCCCCGAAACCCACGACGGACUGGAAGCGGCGUUAAUGAAGCCGCUCGAGGAUGAACCUCUCCUCUCAGAGCCUCCGUCAUUCCCCCCGGGGGUAACAUCCGCACACCCCUUUCACGGAGGAAGCAAGGAAGGACUCGGGCGUAUCCAAAACCUCCUGAGAUCUGGCGCUAUGUCUGGGUACAAAGACACCCGCAAUGGCCUGAUCGGGACGGAUUUCUCCACCAAACUUUCGGCCUGGCUGGCGCUGGGUUGCAUUACCGCGCGUCAGGUGCAUGCUCGGCUGUUGGAUUUUGAAGAAGGCCGAGACGAGCAGUACAAGUGUGCCGAAGGAUAUGGGAAAGGGGAGAACAGGGGGACCGCGGCGGUACGGUUCGAGAUGUUAUGGCGGGACUACAUGAGACUCUGUACCCGGAAGUUCGGCCCUCGACUGUUUCGUCUGCAAGGGUUUCGCAACGACGCCUCUUACCCGUGGAGGACACCCGGCGCGGGAGAGGGGGGAGCAGAAGUGACGCGCAUGGUACAAAGGUUCCUCGUCGGAACGACUGGCACCGGAUUGAUCGACGCCAGCCAGCGCGAACUCUUUCUGACCGGUUACACAAGCAAUCGAGCCCGACAGAAUGUUGCUAGUUACCUGGCUAAACACCUUGGCAUUGACUGGCGGAUAGGAGCCGAAUGGUACGAGGCCAACCUGGCGGAUUACGACGUUUCCAACAACUGGGGCAAUUGGCAAUAUGUGGCAGGAGUGGGCAACGAUCCUAGGGGACAAGCCCGUGUCUUCAACCCGGUCAAACAAGCUUGUGACUACGAUCCCCACGGAGAGUACUGUAAGGCUUGGGUGGAGGAGCUGCGGGCCUUGGAUGACCCCCAAGAAAUAUUCCAAGGGUGGAAAGUGGGUCAAGACAGAAGGGCCGAGCUGGGGCUGGAAGGCCUCGAGAUGGUGGAACGUCCGAUGGUCAAGAUCGACUUCAAAGUGGGAAGCAGAGGCAAAGGUGGCCAUGGAGGUGGUCGAUAUGGCGGCAGCAGUCGAGGGCGGACGAGUGGCGGAAGGGAUGGAGAUAAAGGACGAGGUGGCGGGAGCUCUGGGAGAGGAGGCUUUGGCGGACGAGGGAAGGGCGAUAUCAGGGGUCGGGGUUCGGGUUCGAGCCACAAGUUAGUUGUCGGUCGAUCGAGAGUGGUGGAUGAGGCUGCCACGAGAACCAGCACGGAUCUGUCCUGA
Messenger RNA from Capronia coronata CBS 617.96, 1905 nucleotides. RefSeq lists its product as uncharacterized. Bases 1 to 1905 code for a protein of 634 amino acids. The record is from RefSeq and is a predicted model, not a curated record. Gene Ontology annotation, biological process: photoreactive repair. Lineage: Eukaryota; Fungi; Ascomycota; Eurotiomycetes; Chaetothyriales; Herpotrichiellaceae. The transcript is spliced from 2 exons. Gene Ontology annotation, molecular function: damaged DNA binding; deoxyribodipyrimidine photo-lyase activity; FAD binding.